This is a messenger RNA of Misgurnus anguillicaudatus (oriental weatherfish), 4621 nucleotides long. RefSeq names its product synaptotagmin X (gene syt10). Gene Ontology annotation, biological process: calcium-ion regulated exocytosis. Gene Ontology annotation, molecular function: calcium ion binding; phosphatidylserine binding; clathrin binding. The record is from RefSeq and is a predicted model, not a curated record. Gene Ontology annotation, cellular component: exocytic vesicle; plasma membrane. NCBI's taxonomy places the organism in Eukaryota, Metazoa, Chordata, Actinopteri, Cypriniformes, Cobitidae.
UCUUUGGUUACUCUAAAGCACACACGUUCCAUUUGAAGAGUUUCAUUUCUGAGUGUUAAUUUGAUAUAUAUUCAAGUCCUGAUUGUGAACCUCCCUCUCGAGACAAUGCAUGUCUCCUAUUGGACAGUGUUGAAAUGGCCCUAUAAGUCUCCACCGCGCCAAAGAAUCCACCACCACUAGUCUCUCGUGCGCCUUUGCGCAAAGGAUAUGGACUUGAUCGCAUCUCUCUCUCUCCAUUCCCAUACGCAUCUGCUGCACCCGGCAGCUCACAUGGUGUCCCAAUGAACCAUCGUCCUCACGGAUCGUCCAACAUACAAUGGAUUAACAGGAAAGACAUGAAUGCCCGCACAGAGGACGGCAUCAGCCUGUGCCAAAGGGCUCUCCAAAUAGUGACCGAGCUGUGCCUCUCGGGGCACGUCGACCGGGAGAAAUGCGCGGGGAUAUUUCCGCUGGAGAGCAACAUACCAGGUAAAGGAAGUUCAGACAUCUCUGUAAGUCUCCUAGCUGUGGUCGUAGGUUUCUGUGGCCUCGCCCUUUUGGUAGUCUCUCUCUUUGUCUUUUGGAAGCUGUGCUGGCCCAUUUGGAGAAGCAAGGCGUUCUCAUCCAAUGCUGACGGCUGCCCUCGUGGGGUGCUACCUGAAGCCCCCCCGGCCCCACCUCCGGUGUCAUGUUCCGUUUCUCCCAUUCCUGACACCAAGGCGUCCGCAUAUGCCAAACCAGCGAGACAGCAUUCGCAAAUCCAGCAAGAGGAUGAAGAGAAAAGAAAGGUGCCAGAGGUGAAGGUCAAUGGGCGCAGCUCUGUAAAACUCUUGGAGGCCGCCAUGAAGAUCAGCCAGACGUCGCCGGACAUUCCGGCGGAGGUGCAACAGGCUCUGCGUGACCGCCUGAGCAAGCAGGCCAAAAUCCAGCGGCAGACAACUGAACCUACCUCUUCCUCCAGGCACAAUUCGUUCCGCCGUCACCUCCCGCGGCAGCUGAACGUGUCCAGCGUGGACUUCCCCAUGGACACUAUACCCGUGCGCCAGUCUUCUGCGGUCAGCAUUGGCCGUAUCAAACCUGAGCUGUAUAAGCAGAAGUCUGUGGACUCGGAAGAAGGUGCCAAGGAACCGGUGGAAACGUGCGGAAAGCUGAGUUUUGCCCUCAGCUAUGACUAUGAGGAACAAGCCCUCGUGGUUCGCAUUUUAAAGGCCCUUGACCUGCCCGCUAAGGACUUCACAGGCACCUCCGACCCCUACGUCAAGAUCUACCUGCUUCCCGAGCGCAAGAAGAAGUUUCAGACGAGGGUGCACCGCAAGACGCUCAAUCCCACGUUUGACGAGGCGUUUCGCUUUCCUGUGGAGUACAGCGAGCUGUGCAAUCGCAAGUUGCACUUCAGCGUGUACGACUUUGACCGCUUUACGAGUCACGACAUGAUCGGUGAGGUGGUGGUUGAUAACCUGUUCGAGCUGUCUGAUCUAUCACGGGAAGCUGUGGUUUGGAAGGACAUCCUUGCCGCUACAACAAGCGUGGAUCUGGGUGAAAUUAUGUAUUCCCUUUGCUAUCUUCCCACGGCUGGACGCAUGACCCUCACCGUUAUCAAGUGUCGCAAUUUAAAAGCCAUGGACAUAACUGGAUACUCGGAUCCAUACGUCAAAGUCUCUCUCAUAUGUGAUGGACGGAGACUUAAAAAGCGAAAAACAACCAUCAAAAAGAACACGCUUAACCCUGUCUAUAACGAAGCCAUCAUUUUUGACAUUCCACCUGAGAACGUGGAGCAGGUCAGCCUGUCAAUCACGGUGAUGGAUUAUGACAGAGUUGGACACAAUGAAGUUAUAGGGGUGUGUAGGGCGGGGCCUGAUGCUGAAGGGCUUGGGAGGGACCACUGGAAUGAGAUGCUAGCUUAUCCACGAAAGCCAAUCACUCAUUGGCAUGCCCUGUGUGAGUGGCCAGGGCGAGCGUCCAGUUUUGAGAGUCAAGGAUCAUGUCCAUCUCCAAAACCCCCUCAGACCCCAUAACAACCUGGAGAUCACACAGUCCUAAUUGCAAAACACCUUUGGUUUGUGUAAUUAAAAGGGUAUAUUUUUCUGUAGUUGUAGCUUGUGUAUACCUUUUUAUUUGAAAGAUAAUUAUACAGUACUGGUAUCCCUACUACAUGCACAACCAAGCAUCCGAAUCUCGGUAUCUCUUUCUUUUAACUGGUGCUGACUAAAAUGAUAGUUUGUGGUCAGUUUGAAGCUGACAUUGAACCUACCUUCUGUAUGACAACAUAAUGAUGCCGUGUAAUGUUACAGACACAUGAAAUGACAGUACUUAUCGUUUCAUAUUCUUGAACGGGUCAUUUAUGAAUGUUAUAAAAUGUUGAAAAUAUUUGACAAAACUAAUGCAAGGUUAGAGAAGUGAAAAGAAAAGGCUUUUAAACCUAAAAUUACAAUUUGUCCUGCAUAAAUGUUUCAAAGGAAAGAGACCUUGAAGUUUAAUCAGGUGAUUGUAUAAUCAGAUGGUGAUUGUUGAUGAUGUAAAUAGUGUUAUCAUUAUUUUCAAGCUUCUAGUAUUUAUUUCUGUACAUGAAUAAGAAUAACAAUAGUAGACAAGCAUAUUGCUUUACCUCAACCAACACACAUCACUCAAUGACAACUGCAUUAGAGCGAGUUCCCAUCAACGGUUUGGAAACUGGAUAACAUCAAAUAUCAUUAUUAUUCAUUAAUAUUUUAAAAAUAAAAGUCAAAAUCUGUACCCCGGCUGGCAUUGGUCCUUUGAAAAAAAAACCUAAUAUUUACCCUUUUGUACCAAUAUGUAUACCUUUGAAAUACUAAUAUGCACUCCUUGAUACCAAUAUGUACCUCUGAGGUACUAAUAAGAAUAAAGGGUGCCGCAAAGUUACAGCUAGGGACCAUUUUUUGACAGUGCAAUAUAAAUUUAAGGGGGAUUGUCAAUGCUUUUUUAUUUUAAUUUAUUAUAUAUGUCCCAAAGUAAGCCUGCACCUCUAACAAAAAAUAAUGAUGCUUUAAAUAAUAUGAGAAGGAUGGUUUUCGUUAGAUUUCAUUGACGGUAAAAACAACAAAAAGAAACUAUAAAUCUAUGAGAUAUAAUUUUUAAUAAAAUGUUUCCUUGGAUAUGUAUAAAAAAAUACUAAUUAAAAUAAUGAACUAUUAAAAAGUGAUGGUCAGAUGGGACUUCACAGUAGCCACACGAUGUAGCUUGUUUUGUUGAUGUUUAAACUAAACAAACGUCGUAAAAUUGAUUUAUCCUUAUCAAUAUCCAGGUUAAUAUUUGUAUAGUAGGUUUUUCAAAUAUAUGAAAUUCUUCCCAUGCAUUAAAUCCUCAUAUCUAUCUGUCCCUCAUAUCAUCCAUCUCCUUUUCCCAUUCCACUGUGGUAAAAUUUUUGAUGUACGAUUCAAUUUUAAGUGCUCACAGGUGGUAUUAAAAGUAGCAAACAAUAUUCACAAUGAUUUCUGAAACUCUUUGCAUUGUCUGAAUGAUUAAAGUAAGUAAACAUACAAGAGAUGCCGUUCUUUGAAAUUUGAUUGUAAUUAAAGGGAUAGUUUACCAAAAAAUGAAAAUGUUGUCAUUAUUUACUCACCCUACAAUCUUGUAAAAAUGACUUUGUUCUGCUAAACACAAAUCACGCAGAUCAGGGGCACCAUUGACUUCCAUAGUAGAAAAAAAGAAUACUAUGGAAGUGAAUGGUGCCUUGUAUCAGUUUGGUUAAAUUUUUCAAAAUAUCUUUCUUUUGUGUUCCGCAGGAAAAGUCAUUUAUUGAAGUUUGUAGGGUAAGUGAUGACAAAAUUUUCAUUUUUGGGUGAACUAUCCCUUUAAGGUGCUAUAAAUAUUCAUUCAGGCAUUAGUGACACACAUUAUAUGCUGAUGUACCUAAGAAUAACAGUUAAUUACUGUUGACAUUUGAUUAAUGAUGAAAAGUGAUGAGCUCUUUGCUGAAGAGGUUAAAAAUUGUAUUUAAAUGAAUCAAUAACGUCAAAAGCAAUUAAAGCUAUUGAGGAGUUUUUCUUUGUGUGCUGAAUAUGAAAUAUUCAUGCAUUCAUGGUCAUUUAAAAAGGGUGGAUAAUACAGACAAUGGAUAAACCUUCAUUUAUUCUUCGCUGGACUGAAAGUUACCUGUUAAUUAUUUGCUGUUAGUUUGUUUGUCAUUGUGGAAUAUCAGUAUUCAUUAUGUGGAAUCAUUCAGUGUCUAUUCAGUCAGUAUGCAAAUAACACCUUGAUAAUUGCACACGUAACAUAUUAAAGCUGGACCCUUCUGAUUAAAGAGAGGGGGGUUUAAGUGUUACUGGUGUGCCCAUAAGUAAUAAUGCAAUCAAACAUGGCAAUUAGACAAAAGGCUGUGUACUGUUAACUUUGAUUUGCACAUGUUGAGAGUGCUUCUACCCCAGAGCUCAGUCAGAGAAAUCGAAUUAAAAUAAUACCAAUAAUUGUAGCCUCCCGAUACCAGUACCUAGACUUUAUUGAUUGAGCACUUAUAAAUGUAGACCUCUAAUAUAUUACUAUAGUAUUAUUUUUAUUUCGUUUAACGUUUACAGUGAUAGUGUAUGUAUAUAUUUGAGAAUUUCAAAUUGUUAUCUUGUUAAAGUGUAUUUCUAUGGAUCGUUUGGUGGUGGUUUGUACUAUGGGCUUGUGAUCUUGAAAAACU